AAUUUAGUUCAAGUUUUUAUUAUUCAUUGGAAGAAUUCCUCCAGUAAUUACAAUGGCUCGUGAUUCUGAUGCAGAAUCCGACGUUGACAUGAACGAUAUGACGAAAAUGGUCGGGGAUUUGAAAAAUUUAGAGAGUGAUUUAUUCGCAUCGACAAGAAAUCCAAAAACGGGGGAAACUAGAAAUCGAGUGAAAGAUACUACGAAAAAAGUGGCAUUCGAAGAUUCUGAUGAUGACCUGGACGAUCUCCUUAGCGAAGGAAAGGACUCAGUGCAAAAUACGAAAUUCCUUUCGAGUGAUUUAAAGUCGAGCAAAGUCGCUGCUUUAUUCAGGAUCGGGACAUCGGAGUCCAAAGGAGUCCCGAUCAAUGCUCCAACGUUACCAGAAUCGAUGGGUUCAUUAAAACCUGUUCAGAAGGAUCUUCCCCUGGAAAAACGUUCGUUGGUAGAGAAAACAAGUGGGAAUGACCCACAGAAGGCAUUAGAACCCUUCGAGACCUCCAGGAACGAAAUUUCAACAAUUAAAGUACCUGACCGGGUGAAAAAAUCAUUAUUCAUGGAAGAUUUGAUUGGCUUGAAGCCUCGGGCGAGUUCUCUCAAAGACGUAUCUAAGAGUCCCCCUAAAAGAAUCACCGAAACACCUGAAAAAUCAUCCGAAUCAAUGCCAAAUCUCGUGGGGAAAGAUCAAUUGGAAAAAUCAGGCUCCAGUGGAUUUACUCUAACUGCUUCCAGCUCCAGAGAGCCUAGAAGAGGUCGAGGCAAAUCCACUGCUCUUAAUGAUCCUCUCGGAUUCUGGGCAUCCUCUGCACUCCAGGAGCCACAAAUUCCAGAUCAAAAAUCAGAAGUACUAGAGAGAAAAUCUCAGAAUUCUGAGCCUCCGGACGACUUACCAGAGUGGCUGGGUGGUACCAGGAAAACCGAUAAAUCCGAAGUAAAAGCCCAGGACUUACCAGCAGCAGUGAAAAUUCCUCAACAAGGUCUCAUAGCUCAAUCGGAGAUCAAAACACUUCCCCAUCCUGAAGUCUCUCAAUUAAUUGAAGUGCAAUUGGAGCAACAGGCAGCACUAAUUACCCUCCAGCAACAGGAGCACGAGCUUCGAGCUGCCACAGUUUUGUCUCAACAAUCUGAACACUUGCACAGUGUAAUCAGUCGACAGCAGAAUCAGUUGAACGAGCAGGAGAAGAUGUUUAAUAUCCUGGUGAAGAAACAGGCGGACAGACAGGCGGCACUGGAUAUGGAAAUUAAAAUGCAGCAAGCGAAAAUCGAUCACUACAUUCAGGCACUCGCAAAGUCGCCGGUGGAUUCAUUACCAACUUUUCAAUCAGAAUACCAAGAAUUUGGUGUAACAGAAAAAAAUAAAUUGAGAGAAGAUGCUGCCAUGGAGUCGGAUGGUUUAAUAAAUAAAUUAGAGAUUGACAAGCAGAAUGUGGAAAAUAUCGUCAUGGUAUUAAAGGAGAAACAUGAGAGGGAAAUUAAAAUUCUCGAGGAUUCACACGAAACACAGAUGCAUUUCAUGCGCUCGUCAAUGGAGAGGCUCGAGACAAAAUUGCGAGAAGAUACUGAAACAUUGGAGAAAUAUUAUGAAAAUAAAAUAGAAAAAAUAGGAGAUGAGAAGAAUCAGAUGGAGGAAUUACUGAGAGAGCAGAUUCGUGAUCUCAAGGAAGAACAGAAAGAAAUCAUUAACGAAAUGCAUGCAAGACACAAAGACCAAAUAGCUCUACUCCAGAAGGAGCAUUCAGAGACAAUAGAAAAUAUAUCUCGUGCCAAACAGUUGGAGCGACAAGCUGUCGACUUUAUGGAAUCCAACAGAACUAAUCUAGAAAAAAUACUGAAUAAUUCCAAAGAGAUAUUCGAUAAUUUUCAGAACAUUUCAGAUCAAGUGAGCUCCAAAGAGACUGAUCUCAUCACUAAAAAAGAGCGGGAUUUAAUAAAUCAAGAAGAACAAUUACGAGUACUCAGAGAACAACUGAAUUCUCAGCAAGAGUUAUUGGAGAACGAGAGGAAGGAAUUAAUGAUUGCAACCCAUAAUUUGAAGUCUGAAACUAGCCAGUUAUCUCUUCAGAUCCAAAAAAAUACUGAAUUGUAUAAUGACACUGAAACGAGAUUGAGGAUGAAGGAGCAGGCGCUUAUUAAGGAAAGGGAGUGGUUUCAGGAGCAAAAUAAAUGGGAACGAGAUCAUCUCCAGUAUUUGAAAGAAACUUGGAUAACAGAGCAGAAGAGACAAAUGCAGCAAUUGGCAGCUGAGAGGGAAGCAGCAGCUGCUGAAAAAGCUAGGCUCGAAGUUUUAACUUAUCUCAAAGGAAAUUCCGACGAUGUUACGAGAUCAGAACUAGAGGCAGCUAUUAAAGCAGCACAUGAAGCUACUCAUUCAGCGAAUCUCGAAAGAAAAAAAUGGCAAGAGCGGAUUAAAGCCUACGAGGCUGAUCGGGAGAGGAUUUUAGUUAAGGAAAGACAUUUAACAGAGAAAGCUAAAGAAUUGGAAGAUCUUACUCAGUCGGCGGUAUUAAAACGUGAAGAAGGCAUGAGAGCCCUGAGAGAAGCCCAACGACUAGAAAAACAACAUAAUGAUCGCACGAGGCAGUUAGAGAUGCAAUUGGAAUUAUUGGCUCAACGAGAGAAUAAAAUAGCGACUGAAAAACUUUCUUUAGCGAGGGAAAAAUUGACAGUGAAAAUUCACCAAGAGAAACCAGAAAAAGACUUGACUAAUAACUCAUUCCACAGUCAAAAGUACCAGCCUUAUUACAUGUCCCAAAUGCAGACACAUUUUCGGGACGUCGUGGACCCUCAACUUUUACUUCUCAAAUUAAAUCUAGACAAUAAACUAGACACAUCGAAUCAAUUGAUAAGUGAUAUGCAGACGCUAGGCUAAUAAAAUAAUUUUUUAUAUUAAUUGAAUACGAAUAUCAGUCUAGAGUAAUGUAAGGGACGUAUCGAACUGUUGUUCCUCUU
This is a messenger RNA of Fopius arisanus, 2946 nucleotides long. Its product is annotated as fas-binding factor 1. Bases 53 to 2866 code for a protein of 937 amino acids. Gene Ontology annotation, biological process: establishment of epithelial cell polarity; cilium assembly. The record is from RefSeq and is a predicted model, not a curated record. The transcript is spliced from 10 exons. NCBI's taxonomy places the organism in Eukaryota, Metazoa, Arthropoda, Insecta, Hymenoptera, Braconidae. Gene Ontology annotation, cellular component: ciliary transition fiber; ciliary basal body; centriole.